Prunus avium (sweet cherry) is the source of this 3533-nucleotide messenger RNA. The record is from RefSeq and is a predicted model, not a curated record. Lineage: Eukaryota; Viridiplantae; Streptophyta; Magnoliopsida; Rosales; Rosaceae.
AAGUCUUUUUAAUUAGUCUCUUUUUGUUUCAUCAAUGUUUUUUUGGUUAUGUUUGACCUUUUUGAGGUUGAAUGCAUUUUUCUGACACACCCACCUAUUUAACAAAUGCGAAUAUUAAUUACUUUAAAUUUAUUAAAUUUUGGUGACUGUGAGCAUUUUGAUUUAUUUUGGUGCUGAAUUAGAUACAAUAGACAGAAACAGAUAAAUAAAUUAAUUCCUAUUAGAAGUUGGUUUUUUUUUAUGCGAAUUUCUUUUUGGGGAUUUGGAUUUUACGGGCCUAGGGUUCUCUUUUCAUACUUUACUCGUCUAUUUUGUGCUUUUUUGUGAUUGUAGAAGCUAAGGACUCGCUUGGGUCGUCGGUAUUUCCUGAUUUUCUCUUCUGGGUUGUUCAAGUUCUUCAAAUUCCUCAUCUGGGUCGUAUUUGGGUUGAAAUUCGAGGGCUUUUUUCCAAUUUGCUUCCAUCAGUAAGCAAAAGUUGGUCGAGUUUGCUCAUAGUUUCCAUUAUAUGUUCUUCCUGUGAGAUAGGGUUUGGCUUGUUUUGGGUCCUGGAUCUUGUUGCUAGUACCUUCUGUUCUUUGAGUUCAUGCUGGCUUUCUGGCGAAAUUUUGGUUCUGAGAGUGCUUUGUGAGUUGGGAUUUGACCCCUCUUAGUGGAUUUGGUUAUCCCUCCUUGAAUGCUAGCUACAAGGUGAAUCAAGUUGGAAAUUUGAUCAGGUUGGUGUGGUUGGUAUCAAAGUCAGGGUUGAAGUUGAUGCAUGCCCUCAGUGUUAUAAUCUAGGAGAUGUGAUGGUUUUCGGGUUUUAAUUCUUGGGUGAGCAGCCUGAGCUUCUUUUCUUUGCCAACUCUCUGGGCGCCUGCAGGGAAAUAAUGAAUCAUUCUCAGGGAGCUUCAAAGCACACUUGUAGUCUGCUUGUGGUCACUUGUGGGAAAAUUUCUGAAGAUAAACCUAACAAGGACACCCUAGAUGAGAAGCUCAAAUACCCGUUUCCAGAGUUAGUCUCUUCAGGUCGUUUGGAGGUUCAAACUCUGAACAAGCCAAGCAAAGAGGAGUUCUGUAAAAUGCUUGAGUCAUAUAAGCCAAAUCUUGUAUACUUGCAAGGAGAACAGCUUGAGAAUAAUGAAAUUGGGUCUCCUGUCUGGGAAGAUGUUGAUUUGUCGACUGCCGAAGCUAUAUCUGAGAUCUUCGGUGCCACGUUGCCUACAACUGUUUAUUUGGAGGUUCCAAAUGGUGAAAAUUUGGCAGCGGCACUUCACUCUAAGGGAAUUCCUUAUGUGAUAUAUUGGAAACAUGAAUUUUCUUCUUAUGCUGCUUGCCACUUUCGACAUGCAUUGCUUUCAGUGGUACAGAGUUCAUCAACUCAUACAUGGGAUGCUUUCCAACUUGCAUAUGCUUCCUUUAGGCUUUACUGUGUAGAAAACAGCCAUGCCGUUCCUGCUAACAGACACAAAUCUAGUAGUGCUGAGCUGGGGCCAUGCCUUCUUGGUGACCGUUUGAAGAUCAAUGUUGAUCCCCCUGAGGCAGAUGUGGAGGAAGAUGAAGAAGGUUCCAUGGGUACUCUCCCUGCUAUAAAGAUACAUGAUGAUGAUGUGAUCUUGAGGUUUCUUGUUUGUGGGGAGCCUUCCACAUUGGAUGCAAGUUUAUUAGAACCUUUGGAGGAUGGUCUCAAUGCCCUCUUAAACAUUGAAAUGCGUGGGAGCAAGCUUCAUGGCAAGUUUAGUGCUCCUCCACCGCCUCUUCAGGCCGGGACAUUUUCUCGUGGUGUUGUGACUAUGCGAUGUGAUGUAUCAACGUGUAGUUCUGCGCACAUCUCACUUCUUGUGUCAGGCAGUGCACAAACUUGCUUUGAUGAUCAGCUUUUGGAGAAUCAUAUAAAGAAUGAGGUUAUUGAAGAGAUUCAACUAGUACGUGCACUGCCCAACAAUGAGGGAAACAAAGUACCUCUAUCUGAACCACGGAAGUCUGCUUCAAUUGCAUGUGGGGCUACUGUAUUUGAAGUAUGCAUGAAGGUUCCAGCAUGGGCUUCACAGGUUUUGAGGCAGCUCGCACCUGAUGUUUCCUAUCAUAGUUUAGUUGCACUUGGCAUUGCCAGCAUUCAGGGAUUACCUGUUGCUUCUUUUGAAAAAGAAGAUGCUGAGCGCCUUCUUUUCUUCUGUUCAAGUCUGGGGAAAGAUAAUAAAUCGAAUGACUUCAUUCUUGGCAGCCCUCCUACUUGGUUGAGACCACCUCCUCCUAGUAGGAAGAGAUCUCAACCAUGCCAAGAGACAAGCAGGGGUUCUAAUUAUAGCCAGAGGCUUCCAAGUCUAGCUGCUUCUAAAAUAGACGAAGACAACAAAGAAGCUGGAGCCAUGAAUGGGGUCAGCACACCUUUACUUCCACCUAGGCAAAGAUUGAAAAUAGCUGCAAUGAGGCCCAUUCCUCAUGUUCGUCGUCCUAAAAUGACACCCUUUUCUGGAAUGUCUGAGUUAGAUGGGCACGAUGGAGGCCAAUUUAAGGCUAAUCUACCUCCUGCUCCCCCCACAAAGCUCAAUAUUGUUGGAUUAACUCCAACGACACAACGAAAAUCGUACUCAAGCUCUUCACAUUCUAAGCAGAUUAUUUCCUUGAAUCCUCUGCCUUUAAAGAAACACGGUUGCGGAAGAAGCCCAAUACAUUCUUGCUUAGAGGAGGAGUUUUUGAAGGAUGUAAUGCAGUUUCUAAUUCUCCGAGGACAUAGUCGACUCAUUCCUCAAGGUGGACUCGCCGAGUUUCCAGAUGCCAUUCUCAAUGGAAAGCGGCUUGACCUUUACAACUUGUAUAAAGAGGUGGUUACAAGAGGAGGCUUUCAUGUUGGCAACGGCAUCAACUGGAAAGGACAGAUCUUCUCAAAGAUGCGCAAUUACACAAUGACCAAUAGAAUGACUGGUGUUGGAAAUACACUUAAAAGACAUUACGAAACUUACCUCCUAGAAUACGAAUUGGCUCAUGAUGAUGUAGAUGGAGAGUGCUGCUUAUUGUGUCACAGUAGCGCAGCAGGAGAUUGGGUGAACUGUGGAAUAUGUGGUGAGUGGGCCCACUUUGGCUGCGACAGAAGGCAGGGUCUUGGUGCUUUUAAGGAUUAUGCAAAAACAGAUGGACUGGAAUACAUAUGUCCGCAUUGCAGCAUCAGCAAUUUCAAGAAGAAACCACAGAAAAUUGCAAAUGGUUUUUCCCAAGGCUCAACGGUAUCACGGCCACUGUAAUUCAGUUUUGCUCUUAUAACAUCAUAGUUAUAUUCUUUUCCUUCUGGCUCUCUGAUUUUGAGGUUGCUUCCUUCCCAAUCUGGUGCGAGAAAUUGUUAAAUUGUUCGGCUGAUCAAUUGCAUUGAUGGUAAAAUAGGAGACAAAAGAUGGGGGGAGGACAAAGUUAGAAAAAAGUGUAGUAGAGCAUACUAGUUAGUGUAGGCAUUUCAUUUUGGGUGGGAAAUUUCUGUCCUAUUUUUGGCUUUAAUUUCUGUUUUUUGUUGUUUUUUUUUUUCCCUUUGGGGGAGGAGGGGAUUGUGGUUAAUAGUAAAGAAA